Molecule: messenger RNA, 1228 nt
Organism: Lucilia sericata (common green bottle fly)
Lineage: Eukaryota; Metazoa; Arthropoda; Insecta; Diptera; Calliphoridae
Product: toll-interacting protein-like
Exons: 4
Coding region: 234-1028 (264 amino acids)
Biological process (GO): ubiquitin-dependent protein catabolic process
Cellular component (GO): cytoplasm
Molecular function (GO): ubiquitin conjugating enzyme binding; ubiquitin binding
Source: RefSeq, a predicted model, not a curated record
CACAAGAACACACAAAUACUGGUACAUUUUCAACAUUGCUUAGAAAAGCAGUUUCUGUGAAAAUUUGAAAGAAAACUUGUUGGUGUAACUACGGGGUUAAAGCAAUUUAAGCGUUUUACUUUCAAUCUGGUGUAAUUUGAACUUAAAGUUUUGGCAGCACUGUCGAAUAAUUUAGAACCGAAGUAACAAAUAGCUUAUAUACAAAUAAAUUAUUUAGAAAUAUAUCUAUAAAAAUGGUGAAUUCUUCUGAAUGUCGUUGGAAAAAGGCAAUGCUUGGACCACUUCCUGAUGAUUUUUUACGACUGGCUUCUUUAUCCGACAGAGUACAAAAUAUUGAUGCUCAAACAGCGAUGGCAUUAUAUAGACAAACUCUUCCACAACUUGCGGCACUUAACCAUGUAGGCCGUCUAAGUAUAACGUGUGCACAAGCAAAACUUGCAAGAAACUACGGUCUAACUAGAAUGGAUCCAUAUGUACGAAUUCGUGUAGGCCAUUACGUUUACGAAACUCAAACUGACCCAAAUGGUGGAAAAAAUCCUAGAUGGAAUCGGGUAAUACAAAGUCAACUACCUAAUGGAGUAAAUUCUAUUUACGUUGAAAUAUAUGAUGAAUGCAGUUUCAAAAUGGAUGAGCUAAUCGCUUGGUGCGAAAUCAAGUUACCUGAAAGAGUUUUUACUGGAGAAACACAUGAAGAAUGGUAUCCCUUAAGCGGCAAGCAAGGCGAUGGACUUGAAGGCGCAAUCGAUAUUGUUUUAAGUUUUUCUAAUCAACAUUAUAUGUACCCAAAUAUUCAAGAACCGGCUCAAAUGAUAAUGGUUCCGCCUGGACGGCCUACGCCAAUUUUUGUUUCCCCACAUCAACCAAUUCAGCAUACAUCUGCACUUCCUUUUGUAAUAUCCGAAGCAGAUUUGAAACAAGUACGUGAAAUGUUUCCAAAUAUUGAUGCUGAAGUUGUUAAAACAUUGUAUGAAGUGAACAGAGGAAAUAAAGACUCAACUAUAAAUUCUCUAUUACAGAUGAACGAAUAGUAUGGGAUAUAAUUGAUAUACAUACAUAAAUACUUCAUUUAAUUCCAUAUCGAUCAUUUACUACAAUACUGACUCAAAAUUCAGCUUUUUCAUACUGUUUUAUAUAUUUUCAAAAAUGUCAAUUAUUUUCGGCGUGAGUGUUUUUUUUUUGUUGUAUGGGUCAAAAAUAAAACUAAUGUAUGUUUGGCAAGUAAAAAAAA